AAUAAAAGUUAAAUUUUCCCCGACAACCUUUCGCUUAUUUCCACUCCUCCUGCGUGCAAAACAAGUCCUCACUUCAGUUGCCGCAGGAGAUCGAUUUCUUUCUCAAAGAAAGAUAGCAAAAGAAGAUUCGUAAUUUUCAGAUGGGAGAGGGAAAAGGGUCGACUCUGGUUCACCUUCUAGUGGUGGUUCUGUGUCUGGUUGCCUUUGGGUUCGCCAUUGCUGCUGAAAGACGCAGAAGCACUUUGUUGUGAUGUGCAAAGGUAGAGAAUUUGGCUACAACCUUUUUGACGAGGGUAGAGAAGAGUCUCGAAGUUGUGACCUGGCAGCUGGGCUGCUUCCUAGCUAAUUGGUUAAAUUUGACUAAAAUGAGUUACUUGAAAUUAGCAAACGGCGAGAAAACCUGUAUAUUUGUGUUGGUAUGAAAUACUGUGACUUGAACUGAAGUUGGUAUGAAGACAUUGGGUUUUGACAACGAGUGAAGUUGUGAUGGCUGAUAAUGUGAAGGAUUAUUCUAAAAUAAGUGGUUGAAAAAAGUUUUAGUUUUGUGGACUUGUUAGUAACCGAUGUAACAUGAACAAUUUGUCCUUGGGAAACUAUGUUGUUGCUCUGCCAUAGUCUUUUAUUAUCUUCUUGAGCUUUCGUCCCUACAAACAGCAUCACAUUAAGUAUCACUGAUAGGAAGAUCAACCGUUGAAGUUAUCAAAUUGUUUUUACUUUAAGCUGUAACUCGUUUUUCCCUUUCCUUAAUCAAUGUGGUCACUACUCACUAGGCUUUCUGCAUCAGAACUAGAUGAUGGCGGUAAAUGAGUUGGGUGGCCUUGUUGUGAUUCCCAAAAUUAUUUUAGUGAUCGUAACAAGGCCAAAUGCUUUGGUGACAUCAUACACCAUGUAAUCAAGUUUGAUUUGGUUUUAUAGUGGAUAUUUAUCUGCUCUGAAAUUGAUCCCACUAUAUUAAGAUAUGUGUGUGCAAUUGGAACUCUAAAUUUGAGGCAUAACCUUUUAGUUUCUUGAUUUAGCAUUUAUAUUAUCUUAAUCCUGAAAAUGGUUGAACUCUAGCAUGAAUCAUUGAUGGACUACUAAGAGUCACUUGAAAUUGUGUUCCUGUGUCAUGAAUUUCCUGAUGGAUACCUUAGGCUCUUGCUCCUGGUAAACAAACACUACACUACCAGAAGGGAACUGUAACAAUUUGAAUAUGCAAAUAUAGAAUUUCUUGUCACCACUUUGUUGAUUUGUCUUCAGUGAACUGGAAGAUGGAAGUAGCUUGCAGUUCACUGUACUUGCUUUCAAGAAGUUCUAGAAAACAGCAUUUAGGCUCAACAAUUAGUGCUUUUUCAGGAACAGCAAAUCCGCAUAAGAAAACAGUGAUCUUGUUUGAUAUGGCAGUGUGCAGGCAGGUUUAACUUGGGGUGAAAGCCUGUAUUGGUCAGACAGGGGUUGCAUUGGUCCCCUUCCAGUUGACAAUGAAUAGCACUGGCCAUAUUGAAAAAGAUGCAACAAACGCUACAUACUGUGUCUACAACUCUGAUGUUGCAACUGGUUAUGGAGUGGGCGCUUUCUUAUUUCUUCUUUCAAGUGAAUCACUAUUGAUGGGUGUCACAAGAUGCAUGUGUUUUGGGAGAUCACUAGCCCCUGGUGGAGAUCGAGCUUGGUCCAUCAUAUAUUUUGUUUCAUCAUGGGCGACUUUUCUGGUGGCAGAAGCAUGUUUAAUUGCAGGUGCACAGAAAAAUGCCUAUCAUACCAAGUAUGUUGGGAUGAUCUAUGCUCAAAACUUUGCCUGUGAAACAUUGCGGAAAGGUGUUUUUAUUGCUGGAGCAGUGUUUGUGGUGGCAACAAUGAUUCUGAAUGUAUACUACUACAUGUAUUUCUCCAAGGCUACUGCCACCAAGGCAGCUCUCAAAACAAAUCGUACAAGUUCUGUUGGGAUGACUGGCUAUGCUUAGAAUCAAGAACAUGACUAGAUAGCUGAGUUUUGAUCCUGAUGUUUUGAGUCUGUUGGCGAUUCUAUUGUGCAAGUGUGCUGAUAUACAUUGCGUUUUUCUGGCAACAUAUAAGCGUGGUUAUGAAUGUUACCAUCAUUUGAAAGGAUUGUGAAAAGUUUAAACUAAAAAACAUGAAACAUCAACUCUCGUAAUUAAGAGAAUUAGGUUAUCUGAAUCCCAUUAAAUCUAUGGCCUGUCCAUGUUUCUAGUUCAUUUUAGCCUAUUUUAUUUGGUUUUACAAGCUGUUAUGUGCACGAGACUAGUUGCAAACCAGGUGCUUUGAUUGUAAUGUUUGAAUUUAUUAGAUUUCUUUUGCCAUGGUUGGUUGAA
Populus trichocarpa (black cottonwood) is the source of this 2309-nucleotide messenger RNA. RefSeq lists its product as uncharacterized. NCBI's taxonomy places the organism in Eukaryota, Viridiplantae, Streptophyta, Magnoliopsida, Malpighiales, Salicaceae. Bases 1461 to 1940 code for a protein of 159 amino acids. The record is from RefSeq and is a predicted model, not a curated record. The transcript has 4 exons.